Seminavis robusta is the source of this 2348-nucleotide messenger RNA. NCBI's taxonomy places the organism in Eukaryota, Bacillariophyta, Bacillariophyceae, Naviculales, Naviculaceae. The record is from the annotation of a GenBank genome assembly.
GAUCAAUUUUUGAAGAAGAAAAAAUUAAAAACAAACUCUUGAAGUGGGAGGCGCCUUCAAGUAUGUUAGUUGCACCCUGGUGACCCGAUCAGAUCAAUCGAUGGCUUCAAAAGGAGGGUUUCCCAUUGCCUCAGCCAACAACGAAGAAGUCUUUCAAGCCUCAAACCUGUGGUACAUGUAAAGUGCAGAUUCAUCUUCGAUUGCUGCCGCACCGAUACGCACCCCGCCAAGUCCCUGCUCCAGCUACCAGUAGCGAUGGUUCUUCGAGGAUAGACAUUUCAUGAUCGGUGCUACGACAAGGAUUCAACUAACAACGAUUGUCUUCGUGAAAAGAGGAUUCGUACUUAUUGGUACCAUGCAUCAACAAGGAAGUCAAUCGUAUUUCAUGUUCCUUGUUAGUUGGCUGCAAGUACGGGUGGCAUUUUCUUUGCAGAGGCAACUCUUGAAGCGCCGUACUGAAGCAAGAGAGUCCAUAUCAGCAUGCAGGCAGAAGAAUUCAAUUCUGGGACUACUUGUUAGCUGAUGACAGCAUCAACAGAAUUUAAAUGAGCUGCCGUGGUCGGUAUCGGUAGUUCGCAUUCAAUGGGAACUCUCUCGUUCCGCAACCAGCCAACGAUGUGUGCAACGACCAAAAAGGGAACGUGCCAACAAGUUGACGAUUUGGCGGCACUCCCUGUUGACAUGGAAAAACAGCACUCACAUUGCAAGAAGUGCAAGAAUAAUUCAACAAUCCAUCCAACAGCAAAACCAAAGUCCGUGGAGUGACAGUCGAGCCGUCUAAAAUGAGAAAGUACGUGUCACGCCAAGAGAGUACCCUGGGUCGAAGGAGGUCCAAUAUUCCCAGUUUGGUAUGUGCCUUUGCGGCAUCGGCCACCACUGGAGGCACCAUUUAUUGUUUUGGCGUCUUGGCCAAUGACCUCAAAAAGGCGCUCCAAAUCACCCAAAUGCAGCUGGGAGCCGUCAGUGCGGCCUUUUUCAUUGCUGGUCUAAUUAGCUGGAUUCCAGGAAUGGUGGUGGACAGAAUGAAGAUGCGAUUCUCCAUGUCCUGUGGUGGUCUUUCCGGUGCUACAUUUACCACCAUAUAUUGGAUUCUAUGUCGUAACCCGGGCCUAUCUCCGUUUUUCCGCGACCAUCCUGUGGCCGUUCUCUCUUGUUUGGCCAUUGCCAUUUGCCUCAGUUGUGGGUUGAUUGUGGGAACGUCUUCAAGCUCACACUUGUGCGGAGGACGCGAUGGCAAGGGGCCAGCUGUUGGUAUUGCCAAGGGCUUUGUCGGUUUGGGUUCAGGUGUCUACGCUACCCUUUUUCAAGCCAUUCGAGAUGACAACGAAUCUACCUUGGACUUUUUGUUGGUGAUUGCCUUCUUUUUCAUUCUCAAUGCAACUCUUCCAGCUCUAUUUUUGCUGCCGCCCAAAGAGGAGUCUCAUCCUCGAUUGAUGAGAAUGGAAACUACUCCACUGCACUUUCGCACCAUGUACGCAAGCCUGGCAGUCUUGUGCUUGUUCAUUUUGGGAAGUGCCAUUUGUGACAUCUGGAGUGUUAGUGACGAUCAACCAAAGGGCAGAAACUUUGGCAAUGUACUGAUGAUCCUCAUCCUCUGGCUUGGGCCCAUUGUCUCCCUUUUUCUACCCGAGAUGUUGCAGACAUCACCGGCUUGGAUCAUGUUGUGCAUUACGCUAGUCCUUGUUGGCUCUGGAACGGCCAAGACUAACAACAUGGGACAGAUGGUCGAGGCUCUUGGCUUCACCGAGAGUGUGACCCCAGCCACGCUAGCCAUUUUUUCGGUAGCACAAGCAGCGGCCCGCAUAUCGACAGGUAUCCUGUCCGAGGCUGCCCUCAAAUGGAGCAACGUGAGUGUCCCGUCCUUUAUCAGAGCAGAGGACAGCAACGGUGGUAUCCCCCGGCCCUUUUUCUUGGUGAUUGCCUGCAGCAUUUCAUUGCUGGCCCACUUGCUGCUGGCAGCCUCGACCGAUCUGGUUUCGUUUGUCUUCGGUUGUGCCAUUUCAGCAAUUGCCUUUGGCAUGGCAUGGCCGUUGAUGGUCCUGAUUGUGGGCGACGUCUUUGGAGUGGAGCACCACGGGGCAAACUACAUGUUUUUUGACGGGGGUACCAAGGCUCUUGGUACCUUGUUGCUAUCAGAGUUUCUUGCUGGAUUUGUUUAUGAAGCUCAUGUCGACAAUCAACAUCACUUGGAUCAGGGAGUCGACGGUAUGCUCAACGCCUGUUGGGGCCCGCAGUGCUUCCGAGAUACACAUCUUGUGAUUGCUGGCUUGUCUUUGAUAUGUAUGGUGGCAAGCUUGCUUCUCUGCUAUCAAACUCGGUUUGCCUAUGGUUCUCCUCUGGCUAGGUGA